AUGACCUGCCAGGUGUCAGACGUCAGGAGCAGGCGAGCCGGGAAGCAGGCGAGUGGAGCCAAGAAUACAGUCACACACUCCCUGCAGUAUGUCUACAGUGGUUCAUCAGGGAUACCGAACCACCCGGAGUUUAUGAUUGUAGGGCUGGUGGACGGGGAGCCCUUUGUUCACUAUGACAGCAGUAGCCACGAAAUGACUCCUCGUCAGGAAUGGGUGACAAAGGCUGUGGAUCCUGAUUAUUGGGACAGGAACACUCAGGUCUCCAUGGGUACAGAGCAGAAUUUCAAAAACAACAUAGAAGUGGCAAAGCUGCGUUUCAACCAAACCGGAGGGAUCCACACAUUUCAGCAGAUGUACGGCUGUGAGUGGGAUGAUGAAACUGGGGCCACAGGUGGUCUUGAACAAUUUGGCUAUGAUGGGAGUGACUUUAUUGCAUUGGACUUCAAGACCAUGACUUUUGUGACUCCAGUGCAGCAGGCAUUUCUUACUACAGUGAAAUGGAAUCAUGACAGUGCUAUAUUAUGGAAAAGUAAAGCCUACCUGACCCAGACCUGCAUUGUGUGGCUGAAGAAGUAUGUGAGCUAUGGGAAGAGCACACUGGAGAGGACAGUCCGCCCUGAGGUGUCUCUGCUGCAGAAGGACCCCUCCUCUCCUGUCACCUGCCACGCAACCGGCUUCUUCCCCAGAGGGAUCGUGGUGACCUGGCAGAAAGAUGGAGAGGACAUGCACAGUGAUGUGGAGGUGGGGGAGACCCUGCCAAACGGCGACGGAACAUUCCAGAUCUCAUCCAAACUCACGGUGAAGCCUGAGGACUGGAAGAUGAACAGCUACAGCUGUGUCGUGCAGCACAAGAGCCUCCAGGAUGACAUUGCUGUGCUGCUGGAGGACAAGAACAAAAGGACCAAUCAGGGAGGCGAUUCCUGGGGCGAAGGCUUGGUGGCUGCUGCUCUGGCUCUCGUUGCUGUUGUCACUGGGGUCGUGUUGUGGAGGAAGUGCAGGACAGGCUAUGGGAAAGCCGGCACGUCUGACACUGAUUCUGAGAACUCCAGCCAAAAGCAACCAAAAGCACUCACCCUCCAUGAUGUCAUAGUUAAACACCUUCUCUGCCAGAAGGCGACAGAGACAAGAUGAGAUGAAUAUGCAGAUUGAUUGGAGAUUUAUUAUUACAGGAAACCAUUAUUAAUCACCUGUUAUAGUUUCUGAUCUGGCUGAGUUACAUAGUUAUUCUCAGACAGGGGGGCUGCUAGAGAUUUUAGGGCCCAUGAAACCACAUCAUACUGGGCCCCACCAGCCGGACCAAUCCAGUUAUGUUCUGAAUGUUUAGGGCCUUGUCACUCAGGGGCCCUGGGAAUUGUCCUGCCCCCCCCCCCCAACCCUUUACAGCACCCCUGUACUCAACUGAGGAUUAUUGGUCACGUACUGUGUAGAAAAAUAUAUUUAAAAUGCUUUUAAAUAAGUGAGUAUCUGGCACCUUGCCUGCAGGGUUUACAUGCAGUGCUGUCUAUAUGCGAUUUAUUUUCCUGUGUAAGUUGUGAAAUGAUUGUCUUUUUCACAUAAUCUAAUCACAA
This is a messenger RNA of Paramormyrops kingsleyae, 1568 nucleotides long. The record is from RefSeq and is a predicted model, not a curated record. Lineage: Eukaryota; Metazoa; Chordata; Actinopteri; Osteoglossiformes; Mormyridae.